AAGGGACCAUAUAUGGUCCCUCACUUUUCACACCCUCUUAGCCCCUUUUCAACUGUGGAUUAAGAUGUCAAACACUGAGUGCACAGAAUCAAAGUUAUAACCAUCAUCACCCUAAUCAUCCCGGCUUUAACAUUGUGUAACUCAUAUUUUAUACAGUGCUACGUAUUGCGAAAUAUGGUGAGAUAAAUAAAGUGGUUACCAUGGUUACCACGCUUCUCAACCUUUUUCUGUGUAUGAACUAAUCACGACCACUUCCGUCAGUUUUGUUUUGACAUCAGAAACACUGACAGUUUCAUCAGGAUUUUUUAUCGAUAAAUAUAAAUCAUGGACAAUUUUCAUUGAAUGUGUACUCCAACAUAAAUGUCAUAUGUCUAUCGCCGUUAGGAUGUACUUUCCAAUGAUAUGGUCGUCACGAUAUGGCUGAAAUAUUGCCAAUGUGACGUAAAGCAUUAACUCACUCACUCACUCCAAUGAUAUGAAUUUUUUGACAUUUAGAUUUCAAACAAGGGCAAUUAAUGACUUUUCUUGUCAUAAUUGGGUGCUUCCAUAUUACGGUUAAUGUAGAAAAGUAGGGAACUUACAUUACCAGAACUUUUAUCGAUGACAAGGCACUGCAUAGAUCUUUUGGAUGUGUUCACUUUAGAUACUGUUGGAAAGACAAUCAAUGGGAGUUGCAUGUUAUACAAAUUGGUUACACUGUGUAAAGAAAUAACGUUGUAACACUGUUGAUACAAGGUUUACGUUUUUGAAACUGCGAUGUCAUCGCAGUGCGGCACUGAGCGGUGUACAAAGCCAGCUGACGGCCAGGCACCAUGAGGGUUAAAUGUGGCAGUGGAACUUGUUGAAAUGCCAUUCAAAUGGCAAGUGCAGUGUCAAAUCAGCAGUAAUUGUGUUUGAUGAUAGUACAAGAUAGUUCAUGUUUGUUUUAUUCCAAGAGCUGAUAAUGGUAUAUAUUUAUGUGUGGUUAUAAACCUUAAAUAUGUGAAUGUCAAUUUCAGGCAGGAAAAUAUGAGUAAUAUGAGUUGAUGUCUUUCAAUACAACUGUAAACAACAAAAUGGCGGACAAAUUUGUUGCUAAGAGAGACAGGUUCAAUAGCAUCACGUUUAGUGUCAGUGAUCAAACCUUUGCCAGUGAUGAAGAGUUGAUCCAGAAUCUUGAAGCCGCCCUGACUGAGUGGAGGAAUAGCAAGGUCCGAGGAGUGUGGGUUAAGAUCGGCUUGCAGCAGACAGCACUGGUGCCGAGGCUUGUGAAGCUGGGCUUCGACUUCCACCAUGCCCAGCCAGGGUACGUGAUGAUGAGUGUGUGGCUGCCUGCAGACGAACCCAACAACCUGCCUGAGUAUGCCAACCAGUAUAUUGGUGUUGGAGGGUUUGUAGUCAACAGCAAACACCAGGUACUGGCAAUACAGGAGAGGUUUCAGAGUCGGCCUCACUGGAAACUUCCUGGGGGACACGCAGACAAAGGGGAAGACAUUGGGGAGACAGCUAAGCGAGAGGUGUUUGAGGAAACGGGUAUAGAGUGCGAUUUCGAGUCGGUGCUGACUUUCCGCCACCAACACAACUACCGCUACGGCUGCUCCGACAUCUACUUUGUGUGCGUGAUGAGACCCCGCAGCGACGACCUCAAGCCGUGUAAACAUGAGAUCGCCAAGUGCCAGUGGAUGGAUCUGGAUGAGUACAUAAACCACAAGGAGAUGUCGGUGGGCAACCGUCACAUCGCCCAGUGCUACAAGGACAGCUUGAGUCAGGGCGGCCUAGCACUUGUACCCAGUCCAGUCAUCUCAUUCUCUGGCAAGGUGUACAACAAGAUGUACAGCGUCCAACACAAGGAUAAAGUCCAGACCAAUAUAGACUAGUGAGGUGUUAGCUAUAGCAUCAGCGGGGGGCGCAGUCGUCUAAGGCGCUGCAAUUUGCUGUGCAGAGUUGCGUCCCUUGGACACGCCAGAAACCUAUGAUUGUGGGUCCGAAUCCCGGUUUGAUUAUGUUUCUAGGUUGGUCAGCACCAUACCUGUGCUCAUGGGUUUCACCGAAGUGGUAAACGUCUGAGACCUGCAUCACUUCGGGCUUUCCUCCAACAUUAAGCUGACACGCCGCGAUAUAACUGGAAUAAUGUUAAAAGCGGCGUUUAACCCAACUCACUCACUCACUAUAGAAUCAGCACGUCAAUCAACCAGCCACUUAUACUUAUUUUGUAUAAUCAUAAUUAGUAGGACUACACUUUUCAAACGAUACUUACUGCAAUACUUUUUCUGUGCUCCGGUAUAUUGGGUGUAAAAUUUAUAACGGGUCUUUUUGUAUUGUGUAACCUAAAAUCGACACAGACAUUCAUUCAUUCAUGUGUGCCAGGUGUUUGGCCAUCCUAUCUAUGAAAAAAAUGGCUCACGCACCACAGAAUAGUGCACAUGCAAGUAUCGUGAUACGUAUCGGAUCGUGAGCAAGGUAUCGUGAUACAUAUCGGAUCACACAGUUGGUGUUCGUCCCAGCCCAACAAAUGAGGCUUCCUUUUGAAAUUGAUUGACAAAACAGCAUAAACGUGGAAGCAAUUUUUCUCUCAUGUUGGCUGCAAAUGACCAGGUUGACUUUGACAUCAUAAUAUUUAUUUUAGUAUGGAGAAAUAGGAUCUGCAUGUACAAUCAGUGCCAAUCCGUGUCAAACACUUUAGCUCCCAGUACUCAAGAAAUAAACGAUGAGAGGGAGUUGUUUAUUGUCCAUUAAAACACUGCAGAGAGAACAAACUAUGAAAGGCACCAAGAGUUUCUUUGAGUGGCAUUUAGAAGUUGGUGUUAUGAAGUAAGACGAGUUCUAUGGAUGAACAACU
Molecule: messenger RNA, 2818 nt
Organism: Haliotis rufescens (red abalone)
Lineage: Eukaryota; Metazoa; Mollusca; Gastropoda; Lepetellida; Haliotidae
Product: nudix hydrolase 8-like
Exons: 7
Coding region: 1026-1856 (276 amino acids)
Molecular function (GO): NAD binding; ADP-ribose diphosphatase activity; NADH pyrophosphatase activity
Source: RefSeq, a predicted model, not a curated record